AUGGACGCGUAACCAACGGGGGUUAGGAAGCUCCACAUCCAGAACCUCGUGGACUUGCUGCACGCCUGUCUCCUGCGGGGCGAACUCGACCGAGCGAGGAGGGCCUGGGCGAUUCUGAUACGAUGCCGUGAGGUCGACUGGAAGGAGCGGUGGUAUUGGGGUCUCGCCCUGUUCUCGUCCACCGAGCCAAACGACUCGGAUCCCGCGCAGAUUCAGAGUCAGUCAAUCUCGCAGGACUUGACGUAUAGGGCCGCAAACGAUGAGGGCAGAGAUGCCGAGCGGUGGCUCCGCACGCUCAGGGUAUCCGCCAAAGAAGCCGACCGGCCGGCCCUCUUACAUGCACUCGUGCUCCACCUCAUCAAACAUGCCCGCUACCGCGAUGCCCUAGACGAACUGGAAACGUAUCUCACCUCGUACCCAUACCUCCUCUCGUCGUCGCUGCACACCUACGCAGGUCUUCUGUCUUUCUACCUAUCCUAUCCCGAAUCAGCGCGCAACCCUGCGCACGCCAGCCCCUCUCAAGCUCAUCUCGCACGCACACCGCCCCGCACACUCAGUCCAUCCAGCUCGCGCUCCCCUUCGGCAGCGCCGUCUGCGUCGGAUCGAGGACGACCGCGCGCACCGACGAACCCGAUGCUAUCAGCCCAGGCGAGGGCUUGGUUUGUCCAAGCACUCGAGCUGGAUCCGGAGGUUCAAGUGGCGAAGGAGUUCAUCAAGAUGAUCGAUGCUCCGCACGAGGAAGCCAUCUCCGAUGACGGCCUGAUGGAGAUGGACGAGGACGACGAGGACAAAUCGGACGGCAACAAAUCCGAUGAAGACAAAUUAGCCGGUCAGGACUCGUCGCACUCGUCGCACUCUUCGCGGUCGACAGUGCAAGUAGAUGGUGCGUUCGACGAGGACGACGUCGAAGUGGAGGACGAGGACGAGGAUGAAGGCAUGGGGUAG
Saitozyma sp. JCM 24511 is the source of this 945-nucleotide messenger RNA. The record is from the annotation of a GenBank genome assembly. Lineage: Eukaryota; Fungi; Basidiomycota; Tremellomycetes; Tremellales; Trimorphomycetaceae.